Messenger RNA from Drosophila busckii, 1548 nucleotides. RefSeq lists its product as uncharacterized. The transcript has 2 exons. The record is from RefSeq and is a predicted model, not a curated record. The coding region runs from base 214 to 996 and encodes 260 amino acids. Lineage: Eukaryota; Metazoa; Arthropoda; Insecta; Diptera; Drosophilidae.
AUCUUAGCUGAGAACUUUGCUAAAGUUUAUUUAUUCUUAUAAUUAUAGUGUUAAUGUUAAGUACUCAACAGUGAACUUUAACAGAGUGUCGUGUAUUAACAGAAGCAUAACAUAGCACUGGCGCAGGGUUGCCUGCCUGUGCAGAAAAAGCAUCGGUAUCGAAGUGUCGUAUUUUUGUUAUGUUGUUGUUGUUAUUGUUGUUGUUUAGCAAAAAUGGAUCAACAACUGCAGCACCGAUUGACGGAUCGCCAAUAUUCUGAGGCGGAGGGUUUGCUACAGGCCAUGGAUAUGCCCAGCUCAGACCAAGAGGAAAUUGAGUCGGACUCAUGCCGUUUGAGCCGGUAUAAUAUUGCCAACCUGUACGAGAAUGGAAUGGGACGUCAGCGUUGCUACACAAUGCCGCAUGUACCGCCCGCGCCGCCCUCCACGCCCACGCUGCUCACCUCCAAUAGCAAUAGCAAUGGCAAUUGCAGCAGCGUCGUCCCGGUUAGCUCCAAUGGCACAUCGAGCUCACCCACCGCCAAUCUGGUGUCCGAUAAUCAAAUUAAUCAUCAUUUCAUUUAUGUGAAAAAUGGCAAAAACCUGCGUCGCGAAUCACGCUGCGUCGACUCGGAGCUCUCGAAGCUCUUCAGCGUAGUGUCCAUAACAAAUCGAUUGGCCAAGAAUCGAGCCCACAAACAGCAGCUAUCCGAGCGUGGCAUUAUCAAUGCCUCACGCACCAUUUCCAAGUUGCAUGGUGUGGCGACGACGUCGACAAAAAUCUUUAAGAUUGAUCGGGAUCCCAAGGAGUUUCUGCGUGAAGCCGAUGAGGACUCUGUGUCGGCGCCCGAAUAUGACGACGACGAGGAGGAUACACGGUUCCGUUUCUUUCGACGGCGUCGUGUACGAUGCGUCUCACAUUCACGUAAGCUGGCCCGCUUUAAUCAUCGGGAGCGCAUGGAAGCCAUGCUCGAUAGCUUCGAUGCUGCCAUGAGCUUCAACGAUGCAGAUACCUGAGUGGAGCGCAAUAGGCAUCAGCAGCGACGGCGCUCCAAUACCACAGGCACUGUAGUGGUGGACUGGUGGUCAGAUGGUUCGCCGCUAUGUGCAAAACAAUGUGAUGAAUGUGAAUUUCAACUAAAUUAUUUUUAUUACUACUACUACUAUUAUUACGAUUAUGAUUACCGAUUACCGCGAACUGUUCUCUCCAUACGUUUAGUUCUCUGCUGCAAUUGUGCCCAUGGACGCAUGGACGCAGUGCAGCGCCAAGCAUUUAGUUUUUAGCUUAGUUCUUAUGCCUGUGCGACAAACUGCUUCCCACCUGCAGCUUUCACAGCCCAACAAGCAACAAAAGCACAAUGUCAAGUAUUUUGUUUGUGGGCCUGAACUCUCUGCCGUGUGCGCAGCGCUUGUCUAAAACAACAAAUGAUUCCAAUAAAUGCACAAAAUAAUGUGUUGUAUUUGUGAAGUACAUAAUACUAACUCUCGCUAUCUAUCUGAUUGUGUGUGAGAAAUGAUUUUAAAUGUUUUCAUCUUCCAUCCAGCGUAAAGAGAUUAUAAAGCAAAGCA